GUACUUUCUUUUCUUUUGCUUUGCCUGACAGUGGCAAAAUCAACGGGCUUCUACUAAAUGAUAGCCUAGUUAAUUAUGCCUGUCAUUAUGCAAUAACUUCGAUACGCAGCGCAUUACACAUCCGGCCCCUUACUUUCCAUUCACCCCCAUAGUAAGCGCCAGAGCUAGCCGCGACUGGAAUUUCGGCCUCGGAGUUAGCACGGGUACUUCGGUGACGUUACCAUGGUAUAAUAUAACACCUCAUACCGAGCUCACAUGUGGCUCUUCCGCACAGCCGUCCAGUGGCUUAGCAAACUACAGGUGCAUAUUGCAUAAAAUCAGUCAAACUGCGUGCGCACAUUUACUAAAGUAUGGCUGUGCGAGUCCAUAAAUAGUACCACAGAUGGCGCGAUGCCGAUACCGUAUAGUACCAAUACAAUCCAGUCACUACCCUAUUGGACACAUUCAACAUCGCAACCGUCUGCUGGCGUUUUUACCGAAAUAAGCCCCCAUAACUCCUUUCUGGAAUUGCCGGAUCAUCGGAAUAGCACAUCUCCGUGUUUGCCGGACACUCUACGUACUACUUACCAAAGUAAGUAUGUUUGUUCCUAAUUGGGGUCCAAAAAGCGACCGGCAUUAGCAGGCAGACACAUUAUUACCCUACUAGUGCAGAAAUACGUCCGCCCGAGUGUUGCGAACACGUACGAGUAGUGGAGGGAUCCGGAGUGAAUCUGGUCGCUGACUGGAUCACUCGUCUUUGGUUCCAGCCAGUUUUACUGGGUUUCGCUUCUCUUGGACCCUUGGCGGGUUGAAACUUGCAACGAUCCGGGCCUCGGGCUAUGGGGCACCACUGGGCACUUGAUCAGAUCAGAUAGAGAUGAUGUGCCCGGUUUAGGUGGUCUAGAUAUCUCGUAGAUCACAGUUGGCCGAGUUAGCCUUGUCGAAUGUCAUUCUAGAAUCCUCGGGUGCUGCGCCGAAAUUAGUUCAGGGCGCACACAACCUCUUGUAUGGGGCGGGCUGUCGUUCUCUGCCUAGUAUCGGGCGGGAUGUCAGAGCUGAGGGAAUAGCCUGUCUUUCCACCUUUGAGCAUGAUGUCAACUGCAGGCAGCAAAUAAGUUCUAAAAUGCGGCAGAGGGCUGAACAUUUACCUGGGCAAUCAACAAGUAUACUUGGUCAUUCCUCG
This is a messenger RNA of Aspergillus welwitschiae, 1162 nucleotides long. RefSeq lists its product as uncharacterized. Bases 391 to 591 code for a protein of 66 amino acids. The record is from RefSeq and is a predicted model, not a curated record. The transcript has a single exon. Lineage: Eukaryota; Fungi; Ascomycota; Eurotiomycetes; Eurotiales; Aspergillaceae.